CAAACAAUCUGCCGCCAGUAGCGAUUAAAUCGCAUUUUCAAAGGUUUUUAAGUGCAGUGGCACACGAAAAAGCUAUUUAAAGGAAAAAGGUAGUAACCCGUUCUGUAUUGGACGAGCUAGUUGCUCAAAAGCAGCAGAAACCAUGGCAGACUUUCUUGAAUAUUCCUCGAUCAGCUCCGAAGUUCGCGGCGCAAUGUGCCCAGGAAAGCUGAAAAUGACCGACACAGCGAUCGUAUUUAAAAAUGACAAAACCGGCAAAGUCGAACAAAUCAACUCAAGCGACAUCGACCUACUGAACUACCAGCGCUUCGUGGGAAGUUUCGGUUUGCGUGUGUUCUUGAAGAACGGUUCAUUGCAUCGCUUUCUCGGGUUUACCGGCGACGAGGGCAAGAUUGCGGAGUUCGUAAAGAAAAACUACAAACUGGACAUGCUGGAAAAAGAACUAUCAAUGCGCGGCUGGAACUGGGGAUCGGUACAAUUCAAGGGGGCGGUGCUCAGCUUUGAUGUGGAAAACAAGACCAGCUUCGAGAUCCCGCUGAAUCACGUAUCGCAGUGUAACGUCGGGAAGAAUGAAGUGACGGUCGAGUUCCAUCGGAACGAUGAUGCGCCGGUCAGCCUGAUGGAGAUGCGGUUCCACAUUCCAACGUCCGAAUCGGCGGACACCGACCCGGUGGAGGCGUUCCAAGAGAACGUAAUGAAACAGGCAUCCGUUAUAUCGGUGUCCGGCGAUGCGAUUGCAAUCUUCCGUGAGAUCCACUGCCUUACGCCGCGUGGUCGCUAUGACAUCAAGGUGUUUCAAAGCUUUUUCCAGCUGCACGGUAAAACGUACGAUUUUAAAAUCCCAACCUCCUCCGUACUGCGGCUGUUCCUGCUUCCCCACAAGGACAAUAGGCAGAUGUUUUUCGUAAUUUCGCUCGAUCCCCCAAUCAAGCAGGGUCAGACCAGGUACCACUUUUUGGUAACACUGUUCCAGAUGGACGAGGAGACCAAUAUAGAACUACCGUUUACCGAGGAGGAGCUAAAGGAGAAGUAUGAGGACAAGCUGACGAAAGAAUUAUCCGGGCCAGUGUACGAGGUUCUGGGGAAGAUAAUGAAAGUCAUCAUCAAUCGUAAGCUGACCGGUCCCGGCACGUUUAUCGGCCAUUCCGGUACCCCUGCGAUCGGCUGCUCGUUCAAAGCGGCCGCUGGCUAUCUCUACCCGCUGGAGCGUGGCUUCAUUUACGUUCACAAACCACCGGUACACAUACGCUUCGAGGAGAUAGCGUCGGUAAACUUCGCACGUAGCGGUGGAUCCACGAGGAGCUUCGAUUUUGAAAUCGAGCUGAAAACAGGCACGGUGCACACAUUCAGCAGCAUCGAGAAAGAAGAGUACUCGAAGAUGUUCGACUUUAUCACGUCGAAAAAGCUGCACGUCAAGAACACGGGCGGCAAGGCGAGCUACAAGGACGACUUUGCCGACUCGGACAACGAGGGCGAACCGGACGCGUACCUUGCGCGGGUGAAGGCGGAAGCGAAGGAGCGUGACGAGGACGACGAUGGUAGCGAUUCGGAGGAGUCGACCGAUGAGGACUUCAACCCGAACCAGCAGGAAUCGGACGUGGCCGAGGAGUUCGACAGUAACGUGGAAUCGUCGUCGGACGAUUCGGAUGAGGAUGGCAGUGGCGGUGGCGGGGACAGUGAUGCCAGCGGCUCCGACGAUGGGCGAUCGAAGAAGGUCGAUAAAAAGAAGGAGAAGAAGGAAAAAUCUCCCGUAAAGAAGAAGCCCAAGGAGAAGAAGGAGACCAAACCGCGUAAAACUAAAACGAAAGACUCGGGUGCACCGAAGCGACCGUCCACGGCGUUUAUGCUGUGGAUGAACGCAACCCGGGACCAGAUUCGAAAGGACAACCCUGGACUCUCGAUCACUGAUAUCAGCAAGAAGGGAGGCGAACUCUGGAAGGAGCUGAAGGAUAAGAAGGAGUGGGAGGCAAAGGCGGCGAAGGCGAAGGAGGACUACGCGGAAGCUAUGGCCGCCUACAAAGCGUCCGGCGGGGGCGGCAAAGGAGCGGAUGAUUCGGAUGGUGACGAUAAGGGCAAGAAGCGGAAAAAGAAGCCAAGCCCAAAGAAGGUGUCCGCCGGGGCGCCGAAGAGUGACGAUUUCAAGAGCAAAGAGUUUAUCUCCGGCGACGAUUCGUCCAGUAGCGAGGAGGAUAAGAAUAAGAGCACAAAGAAGGCGAAGCAACCAUCUUCGGACAAAAAGAAAUCAAAAAAAUCAGAAUCGGAAUCUGAAAUGUCUGAAUCGGAAGAGGAUGAUGAAGAGUUGAGCGAAGGAAGUGAUUAAAAACGAGACACGUGUUACGAACAUCCCUAGGAUCUAUCGCCGGGAGCGAAUGGAAAAUAUUACAUGAAGCAUCAGUUCGGCCCUCACAACGCUGGUGGGUGGCGUGUUUGAAUUCCAUCAUUUGUAUUACCUGCAGUACCUUUCAUGAUCUGUUGCCCAUCCGAGAUGAUACAUACAUGUGACUGUGAAAUUAAGUCGCAAAUGAUUAAUCGUUUAAAUGGAGAAUAAAUUACCUUCUACUCACAGUA
Molecule: messenger RNA, 2568 nt
Organism: Anopheles coustani
Lineage: Eukaryota; Metazoa; Arthropoda; Insecta; Diptera; Culicidae
Gene: Ssrp
Product: FACT complex subunit Ssrp1
Exons: 3
Coding region: 143-2320 (725 amino acids)
Cellular component (GO): FACT complex; nucleus
Molecular function (GO): nucleosome binding; histone binding; DNA binding
Source: RefSeq, a predicted model, not a curated record